CAGGAAGCUGGUUAAAUAACUACUGUCGUCAUCUCCGGUUAGCAACUAUGUUUGACAAAUUCUCUUUCUGCUGUUGAAGAAGCAGCAAUGAUGUCUGGCACCGGGGGAGGGAAGCGAGCCUCAGGUGGGGACAGCCCCCCUGGUCCACCAGAGAAGAAGUGUAGAAAAGAAGAGAAGACCACCACCACUCUCAUUGAGCCCAUACGCAUUGGGGGAGUGUCCUCUACGGAGGAAAUGGACAUGAAGGUGAUCCAGUUUAAGAAUAAAAAGCUGAGUGAGCGUCUGGAGCAGAGGCAGACCAUGGAGGAUGAGCUGCGAGAGAAGAUAGAGAAGCUGGAAAAGCGACAAGCUACUGACGAUACCACACUGCUCAUUGUGAAUCGUUACUGGUCCCAGUUGGAAGAAAAUGUUCACUUGCUGCGCCAACGCAUUGACCCCACGGUGGUCCCGGCACCGCCCGCUACGCCUGUCUCUGCCCCUACCCCAAUGGAGGAGGAUAGUAUGAUCCCACCACCCCCUCCUUCAGCCCCACUCCCAGCGCCAGAACACGAGGAGCAACAGCCUCCACCACCCGAUGGUAUGGAGAUAGCUCGUAAUCCACAGCAGGACUCGACAACCGCACCGCUGCCCACUACUACCCUCAGUGAGAGUGCCAAAGCCUUCCUCUCCACUUUGGACAACAGCAGUGAGGAGGAGCUCAGCCUGCAGCUGCAGGACAGGAUGCAGUUCAGCAAGGAGGCAGCUGCCUGCAUGGUCUGCGUCUUCGACAGGCUGCACAGCCGCAUCGACAGCCUAUGCACCCAGAUCCUGUCCACAGUGUUUGAGGAUGACAGCCAGGAAGAGAUGCUCCGUCUGAAUCGUACUCUGCUGGAGGAGAAUGGCAGACUGCGAGACCUGGCCUCCUCCCUGCAGGGCAGACACCACAAGAUGUCUAUGGAGUACAAUGAGCUUGUGGAUAAGGUGACAAGCUCGGAGACCAAGGUGUCUGAGAUGGAGACCGCUGUGGAGGAUCUGCAGUGGGACAUCGAGAAGCUCCGUAAGAGGGAACAGAAGCUCAACAAGCAUCUGGCUGAGGCACUGGAGCAGUUGACCUCGGGCUACUACACCACUGGCAGCUCAGGGGGGCUACCCGGUGGCCAGAUCACCCUCAAUAUACAGAAGUUUGAGAGCCUGAAUGCAGAGUUGGAGCAGAACCAGGAGCUGGCCAACAACCGCAUGGCGAACCUGGAGAAACAACAGCAGGAGCUCCAGGAGGCUGUGAGGGAGAGUGAGAAGCUCAAGUUGGACCUGAAAAAUAUUCCGGAGGAUGUGGUGAAGGAGACCGCGGACUACAAGUGCCUGCAGUCCCAGUUCUCCCUGCUCUACAACGAGUCUCUGGGGGUGAAGACCCAGCUGGAUGAGGCCCGGGCCCUGCUCCUCACCGCUAAGAACGCCCACCUCAGACAGAUAGAGCACAUGGAGAGUGACGAGUUGUCACUACAGAAGAAGCUCCGCACUGAGGUCAUCCAACUGGAAGACACGCUGGCCCAGGUGCGCAAGGAGUACGAGAUGCUGCGCAUCGAGUUUGAACAGAACCUGGCGGCCAACGAGCAAGCAGGCCCAAUCAACAGAGAGAUGCGCCACCUCAUCAGCAGCCUCCAGAACCACAACCACCAGCUGAAAGGUGACGUGCAGCGCUACAAGCGGAAGCUCAGAGAAACACAGAUGGAGAUCAACAAGUUGCGGUGUCAGAGUGGUGACACUGGGCUUCUGUCGUUGGAGGAGCCGGUGAGCGACAGCCUGGAGGUGAAGAAAGAGGAGGAUGAAGACCAAGAGGAGGAGGAGGAGAGGAGGAGGGAGCUGGAGAGACAGCGGGCCCGGGAGAGAGAGCGGGAGACUGGGAGGGAACGAGAGAGGGAACGAGAGAGGGAGCGACAGCGCAGCGAGGAGUUGAAGAGGAAAGAUUCGGACACCCUGAAGAUGCUGAGGGCGGAACUUAAGAAAGCCCAGGAGUCUCAGAAGGAGAUGAAGCUACUGUUGGACAUGUACAAAUCAGCUCCCAAAGAACAGAGGGACAAAGUGCAGCUUAUGGCAGCAGAGCGCAAGUCUAAAGCUGAGGUGGAUGAGUUGCGGGUGCGGGUUCGAGAGCUGGAGGAGAGGGAGAGGAAGGAGAGCAAGAAGCUGGCUGAUGAGGACGCUCUUAGGAAGAUCCGUGUGGCAGAGGAGACAAUCGACCACCUACAGAAGAAGCUCACUGCCACCAAACAGGAGGAGGAGGCCCUACUGAGUGAGAUGGACGUGACAGGUCAGGCCUUUGAGGACAUGCAGGAGCAGAACAGCCGGCUGAUGCAGCAGCUGAGGGAGAAGGAUGACGCCAACUUCAAGCUGAUGUCGGAACGCAUCAAGUCCAACCAGAUCUACAAGCUGCUGAGGGAGGAGAAGGAGGAGCUGGCCGACCAGGUGCUCACCUUCAAGACCCAGGUGGAAGCCCACUUAUUGGUUGUACAGAAGCUGGAGGAGAAAGAGGGCAUCCUCCAGAGCUUACUGGCCACUCUGGAGAAAGAGUUAGGAGUUCGCAUACAAGCACUAGAACUCAACAAGAGGAAGGCGGUGGAGGCAGCCCAGCUGGCUGAGGACUUGAAGGUGCAGCUGGAACACACCCAGUCCAAGCUGAGGGAGAUCCAGGUGUCCGUGUCCGAGAACCGCACAGCCAGAGAGAGGGAGUUGGGCAACCUCAAAAGAGCACAGGAGGACCUGUCCAGGCUACGACGAAAGCUGGAGAAACAGAAGAAAGUAGAGGUGUACACUGAUGCUGAUGAGAUCCUGCAGGAGGAGAUCAACCAGUACAAGGCGAAGCUGCGUUGUCCGUGCUGCAACACCCGCGACAAAGAGACGGUGCUCACCAAGUGCUUCCACGUUUUCUGCUACGAGUGUCUGAAGACGCGCUAUGACACUCGUCAAAGGAAGUGCCCCAAGUGCAACUGUGCCUUCGGGGCCAACGACUUCCACCGCAUCUACAUCACCUAACUCCGUUACAUGUAGAGGAGAAGAAGAGAACAGUGAACAGAGAUAAAGGAGAGAAGGGGGGGGGGGGAUAAAUGGAUGGAAGUGAGGGUGUGGUUGGAGAGCUUAGUUUUGUCUUUGCUUUUAAUCUCUCCUUUUGGAAAUACUUUUUUAUAUUGCAUCAUUGCCGGUUGGUGCUAGUGACCAAACAGAUAGUUGUGACUGAGUGAGAGUGUAAAAACAGAAGUGCACAUACCAAGGUAUUCCUACUUCUGGAUACUCUGAAUUGUUUUUCUGUCCCAUCUUUGUUUUUGGUCAGGUCUUGCCCAUGUGGUAAUUAACUUUUAACUGAGCCCAUUUUUGUUGUUGACAUUUUUCACCUUCUAAAAGAGAACUAGGAAGUUGUCGUAGCGCUGUAUGAUUUGUAUACAUUCAGACUUCCCCAGAAUCAUCCUUGAGAGCACCUGUAUGUGCUUGUUUGGUCUUUUCUUAAAAUACCUGAUUCUCAAGAACUGAGAUUAAAUCACUGGACGCGUAUCUAGUUUAGUUGAUAUGUUGAGUUGUGUACAAAUGCGACUCAAUUCAGUAGAAAUGUAUUUACUUUCAUUAUCGUAAUGAGCACGUUAUGCUCCUGUGCAGAGAUUUCACCAGACGAUACUGCAGGCCUUGACAUUAACUUUUUUUUAGCCACUUGUCCUUCAGACAAGUAGGACAGAUGUAUUUUUUUUUGUCAGAAAGCUCAAGUCACUUGUCCCCCCCCCCAAAAAAAAAAAACAUGAAGUCUAACACCAUGGGCCUAAAGGGUGACACUUAAAAUUGUGUUGUAUGUUUCAAGAAACCACUUUACUAAAUAAAAAUUACUAUUAUUGCUACCAUAUAGAGAAUCAGACAAAUGUAGGUUAACCUCUGCCUAUUGGCUUCUUUGCAUAUUCAAGCCUGUCUCAAAAUAAGACACUGCCCCUUUUAGAUGCACCUGGAGGAUGGUUGGCAACCCUUAAAUAGCCCAAAAAAUAUUGCAAGGUUACAAUUCCAAUCGAAUACUUUUUGUCUUUAAUAAAUCAUUUCCUAAUUUAAUGAUUCAGGGAUCAAAUGGCUACGGUAGGUUUCUUAAAAGCAAGGUAACUAACGAAGAUGUGUUUAUAACAUUGUAAGGCUAAAAUAUUCACGUUUCAGUGGAGAUAUAUUGACCACACUGUUCAACCAAUCCAAUAAAUGUGGAGGAGGAGUUAAGAUGGAGUGUCGCCUUGUUAACGUCCAAAAGCGGAAGUCACUUCAUAGGCUCUUUCCAUUUCCCUUGAAACCCGAACAUCCGGUUGUUGGGGACUCAGCGGAGGCUACUAUGAAGCUAUUCUAAGAAGAUUUUAACGUCAGAAUGACAUGGCCAAUGUUGAAUAAAGGGGAAUCCCAGCUUUC
Coregonus clupeaformis (lake whitefish) is the source of this 4395-nucleotide messenger RNA. RefSeq names its product ring finger protein 40 (gene rnf40). NCBI's taxonomy places the organism in Eukaryota, Metazoa, Chordata, Actinopteri, Salmoniformes, Salmonidae. Bases 88 to 3006 code for a protein of 972 amino acids. Gene Ontology annotation, cellular component: nucleus; HULC complex. Gene Ontology annotation, molecular function: metal ion binding; ubiquitin protein ligase activity. The record is from RefSeq and is a predicted model, not a curated record. The transcript is spliced from 20 exons.